Messenger RNA from Bipolaris victoriae FI3, 219 nucleotides. RefSeq lists its product as hypothetical. The annotation marks the transcript as partial. The transcript has a single exon. Lineage: Eukaryota; Fungi; Ascomycota; Dothideomycetes; Pleosporales; Pleosporaceae. The record is from RefSeq and is a predicted model, not a curated record.
GGGAGAAGACUGUUUGAAACAAGUCGAGGCUUUAUGGGAUUGGGACCAGCAGCCGCCCAGGUAGAUGACCAAGUUUGCCUUCUGCUAGGUGGACAAGUUCUCUACGUGUUGAGGGAUCGUGAGGAUAAUCACUAUGAGUUUGUCGGUGAGUGUUAUGUGCAUGGUAUGAUGGACGGUCAAGCUUGUGAGGACGAAUCAUACGCAAUUAGGGAUAUCGUA